AUGCCAUCGCAGCGUCCGAGCGACACGCGUCGCCGCAUCGCCCUCUCCGACGCCAAGAAGCCGGCCGCGCAGCACGCAGACAACCAGGACCUCGUCGACGCCUUCUGGGUCCUCGCGGACGCCACCUUCAAGGCGGAGCCGGAAAACGCCGGCACCAAGGGCUCGGCUUACCGCAAGGCGGCGCAGGCGUUUGCUGCCUGCCCGUUUACCGUCACUGAUUCAUCGGUCGACCUCAAGAAGAAGAAGCUGCCCAACGUCGGCAAGGCGUCGGUGGAGAAGAUGGCAGCCUUCCGGGCGACUGGCUCUAUCCCCAAGCUGAUCGCGGUAACAUACGGACGGAGCUAA
Molecule: messenger RNA, 345 nt
Organism: Emiliania huxleyi CCMP1516
Lineage: Eukaryota; Haptophyta; Isochrysidales; Noelaerhabdaceae
Exons: 2
Coding region: 1-345 (114 amino acids)
Source: RefSeq, a predicted model, not a curated record